AUGGCUUCCAUCUGGUAUGCUUUGGUGCUAUUGUAUCCUGCUACAUUCGUAGCGACACUCCCGUUUUUCUUUCUCUUCAAGCAGUUCGGUUCCGAUAUCGCAAGAAUACCCGUGAUAAAGUUUCUAGAAGACUACAUCAUUAAGAACUACGGAUAUUUCUGGUUCACACUAGUAUACUUUGCUUUUCUCUUUGGCUAUGUUCAACCCAACGGCACAAUUCCUUGGAGCAAGAUAGUCCACACAAUGAAGUGGUACGGAGCCAAUACGGUUGUUUUUUUCUUGACUCAGCUGUGGUUCUUUGGAUUUCUGAUCUUUGAACGGAUAAAUAUAGCUACCGGGGGACAUUGUCUCAAUGAAGAAAUAUUGUCAGAGUACGAAUGUAAAUCGUCCGGUGAGAAAUGGAUCAACGGAUUCGACUCUCUGGGCCAUUUUUACUUCAUCAUCUCUAUCAGUUUGGUGGUGGGUAGAGAACUCUUGGUACAUUUGCCUUUGCCAUCUAAAAUUAGACUCCCAAAUGGUAGUGGAAUCGAUUUGGAACGGGCAACUCCUGAAUCCAGAACUGCUUCUACUAACGGAACCGAGGUCCAGAUUUGGGACAAUAAACAGCUCAAAUUGUACAGGUUGGCAGUUGUUAUCGUCGCAUUACUGUUCAUGGCUAUAUGGUUCUUCAUGUAUUUGAUCACGUGCAUAUUCUUUCAUACUGUGGGCGAGAAGAUAGUAGGUACUAUAGUGGGAGGAGCUGUUCCCUUAGCAUUGGCAUACUUCGAUAUCUAG
Scheffersomyces stipitis CBS 6054 is the source of this 774-nucleotide messenger RNA. RefSeq lists its product as uncharacterized. The record is from RefSeq and is a predicted model, not a curated record. Gene Ontology annotation, biological process: lipid storage; lipid droplet organization; phospholipid biosynthetic process. The coding region runs from base 1 to 774 and encodes 257 amino acids. NCBI's taxonomy places the organism in Eukaryota, Fungi, Ascomycota, Pichiomycetes, Serinales, Debaryomycetaceae. Gene Ontology annotation, cellular component: endoplasmic reticulum membrane. The transcript has a single exon.